Messenger RNA from Nicotiana tabacum (common tobacco), 423 nucleotides. Its product is annotated as calcium-transporting ATPase 5, plasma membrane-type-like. The record is from RefSeq and is a predicted model, not a curated record. Gene Ontology annotation, cellular component: plasma membrane; intracellular membrane-bounded organelle. Gene Ontology annotation, molecular function: P-type calcium transporter activity. NCBI's taxonomy places the organism in Eukaryota, Viridiplantae, Streptophyta, Magnoliopsida, Solanales, Solanaceae.
GGUGUAGGAAUCAAUACUGAAUGGGGAUUGUUGAUGGCGAGCAUAUCAGAGGAUACCGGUGAAGAAACUCCGUUGCAGGUGCGCUUGAAUGGGGUUGCCACCUUUAUUGGCAUUGUUGGCCUUGCUGUUGCACUCUUUGUGCUCACUGUUCUUUUGUGCAGGUUCUUCACUGGAAAUACCAAAAAUCCAGAUGGGACUACGCAGUUUGUCCAUGGAAAGACCAGUGUUAGUAAAUCAAUUGAUGGAGUUGUACAUAUCAUCACUGCAGCUGUAAGCUCUUGCCCUUUAGGCUUUGUUUUGGUCAUGAACUGUAACGUUGUGGAAACCUUUUGUUUCACUGCUCCUAGGUACUGUCAUUCAGAAACCUUUUGUUAAUAUAGCACAAAUGUGGACAAGUGUCAUGUCCAAUGAGGAUUACUGACA